Messenger RNA from Meloidogyne enterolobii, 407 nucleotides. The record is from the annotation of a GenBank genome assembly. Lineage: Eukaryota; Metazoa; Nematoda; Chromadorea; Rhabditida; Meloidogynidae.
UAUAGUCAUUUUCUCGCUGAUCACUAAACGUGAUAUCACCAGGUUGGAUUUUUCACCAUUUCUUCUACCUCUCAUUCAAAUUUCAUCUCAUUUUUAUUUUAAAAUUUCACUUAAGCAUUCUUGGUUUCGCGGUUAUAAUUGGAAUGGUUUUGAUACUUUUUGGAUUUUUUGCUGUCAUUUGGACAAUGAUUUUCCAUACCCGAACUCUUUAUCUAAUCUAUGCAGGUAUUGGCACCCUCGUUUUUAUGCUAUAUUUGGCUAUUGAUAUUAAAUUUAUUAUGGGAGGACAUAAUUAUGUAAUCGAACCAAAGGAAUAUAUUUUUGCUGUUAUUAUGCUUUUGGACAUUGUUCAAAUUUUUCGGUUCAUUCCUUCUCUUUUUGGUCAUAGAUCGGUUGGUUUUUUAUGA